AUGUUACUCCCAAUAUAUUAUAUUCCAUUAUAAUAUAUUGAAGAAUAGUAGGUAUCAUUUAAAUAUAUAGAAAUUCCUGAAUUUAUUGGAGUUGAAUUACAUGUAUAAAUAUACAAUUACACUCCUAAUGGAUAUACAAAAUAUGUAGUAUUAAUUAUAGUGCUUGCUCCUUCAUAAUAUCUAAAAAUUCCAAAAGAAGGGGAAGUUUUUUUAUUUUCAUUAUUCAAAUAUCUUGGAUCAUAAAUAAUAUCCCACCUUAUUAAUUGA
Molecule: messenger RNA, 267 nt
Organism: Paramecium pentaurelia
Lineage: Eukaryota; Ciliophora; Oligohymenophorea; Peniculida; Parameciidae
Source: the annotation of a GenBank genome assembly